This is a messenger RNA of Brienomyrus brachyistius, 717 nucleotides long. It is a transcript of the gene tsr2, whose product is annotated as TSR2 ribosome maturation factor. The coding region runs from base 37 to 639 and encodes 200 amino acids. Gene Ontology annotation, biological process: maturation of SSU-rRNA from tricistronic rRNA transcript (SSU-rRNA, 5.8S rRNA, LSU-rRNA). Gene Ontology annotation, cellular component: nucleus. The transcript is spliced from 5 exons. The record is from RefSeq and is a predicted model, not a curated record. NCBI's taxonomy places the organism in Eukaryota, Metazoa, Chordata, Actinopteri, Osteoglossiformes, Mormyridae.
UCCGAUCGAUUAGUCGAGCCUUCAUAUUUUUUUAAAAUGGAAGCCUCCUUACCGUCUACACGUGACGUUUUUACGGAGGCACUAAGAGCUGUUUUGGAGACUUGGCCAGUACUUCAAAUAGCAGUGGACAAUGGCUUCGGUGGCGUGUAUAGCAAGCAGAAAGCGGACUGGAUGGUCGAUGCUGUUCAGCAGUAUUUCCAACAAAAUGAUGACUUGCAACAAUAUGAAGUAGAGGACUUCCUGGCAGACUUAAUGAACAAUGAGUUUGACACCGUAGUGGAUGAUGGCAGUUUGCCUCAGGUGGCUUCAAAAAUUUGCCAGCUAUUCAAACAAUGUGAACAAGGGAUGCUUUUAGAAGUCAGAAGUCAGACUGCCCAGAUUGUACAGAGGAAAAGUUCUGGGAGGGCUAAAGCUACGCCUGCACAGCUCCCAGCAGACGAGGAGGAAGAGGAGAGUGAGGAGGAUGAGAGAGUAACAGAAGAGCCUAUGGAGUGUGAAGAAGAAAAGGGAGGAAGCUCGUCUACUACACCCCCCCAGGGGCAGACUGCUGGCACAGCACCCCCCCAGGGGCAGACUGCUGGCACAGCACCCUCCGAGGAUGCUGAGGACGGCUGGACUGUGGUGCGGAGAAAGAAGUGAACAGUUUGGAGGGGGGGGGGGGAGGGGAUCUGGACACACAGCUAAUAAAAGACUGAAUUAAUAUUCUGCUGCACAAGA